CGCUCUGUACAGUUCAAGAAAGCUAUCCAUGAGGAUAACUCAGGAACGAGAAGAAACCUUUCUGCAAUAAACACGAGCUUUUAUCACUGCUGAUUUUUACGGAUCUUCCUAUUUUCCUCGGAUUAUUAAAAGAGCAAACACUGCACAAACAUGCCUGUGUCCAGAAUGAGGAUGAGACCAUGGCUGGAGCAGAUGAUCGAAUCAAACGCCAUCACUGGUCUGACUUGGGUGGAUAAGGAGAAGACAAUGUUCUCUAUUCCCUGGAAGCAUGCUGCUCGCCAUGGUUGGGAGCUGGACAAAGACGCCAGUCUGUUCAAAGAAUGGGCCAUCCAUACAGGCAAAUACACCACUGGCCAGGCUUGCGAUCCCAAAACAUGGAAAGCCAACUUCCGAUGUGCAAUGAACUCCCUGCCUGACAUUGAGGAGGUGAAAGACAAGAGCAUCAACAAAGGCCACCAAGCCAUGCGGGUCUUCAGAAUGCUACCUGCUGUUUCAAAAUGCAGAGACAAAAGAAGCAAGUCCAGGACCACCAAGCUGAGGAAGAAGAGACAAGCAGUCAAGGAAGAGAUGGAGUCAGACUACAGCGAAACCCAGUCUUCUGUAAACACGUGUCCGCCCGAGGAAAGCAUGUCCACUCAGGAAAACACAGUAGACAGCACAGUAAACAUUGACCGGCCAAAAUUCGAGUAUCCAAUUGACGUGCCAGAGUUGUCCCUCCAAGUUGAGAUUGAGACGGAUUUUCUGCAGACCUUUCCCCACAGAUUUGAGGUCUCUCCUGAACACAGCCCUGAUUUGGACUAUGGAGAUGGCGAUAUUAUUCAGAUUUGCCAGUUACUGGAGAAAGACUCACUGUGGAUGAAGAAUUCAGUCAUGGAGAGGUUCCCUCACAAUGAAGCAUGCACCAGUCCAGAGAGCGUGUGGAGUGAAUCUUCCUCAGUCGGCGAACUAGACGACAGUCGAAGGUACACAACACUCGGCUCAGACUUCCAGAGCUCCACAAGUGACGCCUGGAACAACUUUUGCUUUCCGACGAUUUGAGAUCUCAACGACUGGACAGGAGGAUACUCUAAAAUUUUGGACUGUUUUUAGAGCUCUGCCUGUUCACAAGCUCUGACCCUCUAGCCUUUUUCCACCUCCUACUGAAGACCAACCCCCCCCCCCCCCCCCCCACACCCCCACCACCACAUCAAGCUAAAAUGCCACCCACUCUUCUACGUAUGCUGUUUCUUGGUAGCAGUUCAGAGACAGUUGUCCUCAUCUCUCCCAUCCACCGAUGUGAAGUUAUGAAGAACGCUUCUGUGUGACAGAAGCAGAGAUGCUGCGCUUUUAUGGUUUUGGCUGGUUCAAAGCAGUUUUGGUGUCCAUCUUUUUUGUUGUUGACAUUUUCUAUUGUAAAGCUUCUGACUGGGCAUUACACCAUGAUCUACAAUUUGGAAGUAUACCUACCUCAAAUACUAAAAAUUGGGAAAAAAAAAAAGAUUACUGCGUUAAACAUUUGGAAAGUACUUAAGUUAUAGUGCCAUAUAACUAUCACAUGCCUAUUUUUCCGUUAGAUUUACAAGUGAACCUUUGCUAAUGGGGUAGAUACAUUCAUACAUCUUAACUCUUUUGAUUAUCCUGUCAACUUCCAGUGAAAGCACAUUUUAAUGUUUGCUUAAAGCAUUUGUAAAAAGUGUAAAUAUUUGUGUUUGUUUUUUUUACAAAAUAAAAAAAUGCUUUAAAAUA
Messenger RNA from Fundulus heteroclitus (mummichog), 1725 nucleotides. It is a transcript of the gene irf1b, whose product is annotated as interferon regulatory factor 1b. Lineage: Eukaryota; Metazoa; Chordata; Actinopteri; Cyprinodontiformes; Fundulidae. Gene Ontology annotation, cellular component: nucleus. The coding region runs from base 151 to 1038 and encodes 295 amino acids. The record is from RefSeq and is a predicted model, not a curated record. Gene Ontology annotation, molecular function: DNA-binding transcription factor activity, RNA polymerase II-specific; RNA polymerase II cis-regulatory region sequence-specific DNA binding. The transcript has 10 exons. Gene Ontology annotation, biological process: regulation of transcription by RNA polymerase II; immune system process.